GCUGCUAUGGAAAGAUGUGAUCAGUCCGACGGGACGAGGCUCUUCUGCGCGGCGAAGCUUUGCUUUUCCAACACCCAAACAAACUCGCCUUUUCACCCACACACCGCUUCGUGGCGUGGGAAUAGCCGUUUAUGCGCCACUCCUGAGAAGAACGCUGGGCAGAGAUGUCGGCGGUUUUGUAGACGGCAGAGGAGGAUUCCCCCCCGGCGGUUUUAGCUCGAGAUCUACAGAAUGUCUAAGCGCUGUUCUUCUGAGAGAGGGGCAGGGGAGUCAUCCGGCAGGGCCAGCAAGCUCCUUUGUCCUGGGAUAUCUGGCAACAAUGCUAAGAGAGCUGGCCCCUUUGUCUUAGGGCCCCGUCUGGGGAAUUCUCCUGUGCAGAGCAUAGUGCAGUGUUUGGCCAGGAGAGAUGGGACGGAUGAUUUCUACCAGCUAAAAAUUCUGACCCUAGAGGAGCGAGUGGAUGCAGCCGGGGAGACACAAGAGGAGAGGCAAGGCAAAAUGCUGCUGCACACAGAGUACUCAUUGCUGUCUCUGCUCCAUAACCAGGAUGGAGUGGUGCACCACCAUGGCCUCAUUCAGGAUCGCUCCUAUGAGAUUGUGGAGGACAUGGAGUCCAAUAAGGUGCGCAAGAUGAAAAAGCGUAUCUGUCUGGUGCUGGAUUGCCUGUGCGCUCAUGACUUUAGUGACAAAACAGUUGACCUGAUCAACUUGCAACAUUACGUCAUCAAGGAGAAGAGGCUGAGUGAGCGCGAGGCCAUUGUCAUCUUCUAUGACGUAGUGCGAGUUGUGGAGGCGUUACAUAAGAAGAACAUUGUGCACAGAGACUUGAAGCUUGGAAACAUGGUGCUUAACAAAAGAACUCAUCGGAUCACGAUCACCAACUUCUGUCUGGGUAAACAUUUGGUGAGUGAAGAAGAUCUACUGAAGGACCAGAGAGGCAGCCCAGCCUAUAUCAGCCCCGAUGUCCUGAGCGGUCGGCCAUACCGUGGAAAGCCCAGUGAUAUGUGGGCUCUUGGUGUGGUACUGUUCACCAUGCUCUACGGCCAGUUCCCCUUUUACGACAGCAUACCUCAAGAGCUCUUCCGCAAGAUCAAAGCUGCAGAGUACUCUAUCCCAGAGGAUGGGCGGGUGUCUGAGAACACCGUGUGUUUGAUUCGUAAGCUGUUAGUGCUGGAUCCCCAGCAGAGGCUGACUGCAGCAGAAGUUCUGGAGUCUCUCAGCGGAAUCAUCGCCUCCUGGCAAUCUGUCUCAUCAGUGAGCGGCCCCCUGCAGGUGGUGCCAGACAUAGAUGACCAGCUCAACCAACCUGAGCAUCUGCAGGAGGUGAAGGUGACGGAGGAGUCGUCGCAGUACGAGUUUGAGAACUACAUGCGCCAGCAGCUGCUGCUGGCCGAGGAGAAGAACACUAUCCAUGAGGCCAAGAACUUCCUGACCAAGCGGCCCUUUGGCAACGUGCCGCCAGUGAGGCGCCUGGGCCACGACGCUCAGCCCGUCAGCCCGCUGGACGCCGCUAUACUGGCCCAGCGCUUCCUCAGGAAGUAGCACCAUGGCAACACCUGCGGCCAGGAGCAGGUCACUGUGAGCGGGAUGCCCCAUGGAACCGGCCUCGUGUGUGGCUGUGUGUGUUUGUGUGUUUUUGAGAGUGUUUGGGUGGGAAGACGUCAAGCAUAUAAUUUUUAUUUUUUAUUUUUAAUCCCAUCUGUUCCUCUUACUGGCCGAGGAAGCGGACUCUGGCUUGAGCAGCACACAGAAACUGUGGGGCAUAAAGCCCUAGCGUAUGCCCCCUCCCUCUCACUCUGACAGACAUUAUCAGCAAUACCUGAACUGAAUCAUGUAGCAAAUGGGCACACACAUCACACACAUGCAUACAUCUCUCAUUCUCCUUUUCUAUUCUCUCAGCACUUUCCAUGGGAACAUCUCAGAUCACCGGACCUCCAUCCCACCCUCUGCCCGUCUCUCCCUUUUCCCCUUAAAUCAGACCCGUCUGCAUUGGUCCCAUCUGCAUCCACGACUGCCAAUCUACCUCUUACAGUCUCUCUGUUUCUGUCUGUCAGUCCGUUCAGAACUAU
Pygocentrus nattereri (red-bellied piranha) is the source of this 2069-nucleotide messenger RNA. RefSeq names its product serine/threonine kinase 40 (gene stk40). The transcript has 11 exons. Gene Ontology annotation, molecular function: protein kinase activity; ATP binding. Bases 232 to 1542 code for a protein of 436 amino acids. Gene Ontology annotation, biological process: protein phosphorylation. NCBI's taxonomy places the organism in Eukaryota, Metazoa, Chordata, Actinopteri, Characiformes, Serrasalmidae. The record is from RefSeq and is a predicted model, not a curated record.